AUGGCCGCUCCAGAGAAGGGGAAGGUGAUCGCCGUGGAUGGCGGCGGUUGUGCUUGGACGGCACCGAAUGUAUCACCGAUUGUUCCGCUGGCAGCGGCUGCUGCUGCUAGGUUUGCUGUCUUGUUUCAUGCUGAUUUUUAUACCGACGCCGUCUUCACCUGGGGCUCGCUGAACUCAGCAAUCUGGGGCAGUGGCAACAACCUUGCACUCUUGCUCGAUAAGGUCUCGGGUUCUGGGAUACAAACGAACAGAGAGUUUCUCUUUGGAAGUAUAGAAAUGCAAAUCAAACUGGUUCCAGGGAAUUCAGCCGGCACUGUCACCGCAUACUAUAUGUCGUCAACAGGAACCAAGCAUGAUGAGAUAGACUUUGAGUUCCUGGGAAAUUUAUCCGGACAACCUUACAUCAUUCACACAAAUGUCUUCACUCAAGGUGUAGGAAAUAGGGAACAGCAAUUCUACCCUUGGUUUGACCCAACUUCUGAUUUCCACAAUUACACCAUACACUGGAAUCCAAGUCAGAUUGUGUGUUUUGUUGAUGGGCUCCCAAUCCGAGUCUUCAGAAAUUAUGAAAAAAUCAGGAUUCCGUUCCCCAACAAGCAAGCAAUGACAGCCUACUCAAGCCUUUGGAAUGCUGAUAAUUGGGCAACUAGAGGUGGCCUUAUAAAGAUUGACUGGAGCAAUGCACCCUUCAUAGCAAGAUAUCGCGAGCUCCGCCUGAGAGCUUGCACAUGGACUGGACCAAACAGCAUCAGCCAAUGCGCUCAAACUACCCCUGCUAAGUGGUGGACUUCACCUGCAUACAGUGAGUUGAAUGACAUGCAGAAGGGUCAGCUGAACUGGGUCAGACAGAACUUCAUGAUAUAUGAUUACUGCAAAGAUGCAAAGAAAUUCAAAGGGCAAGUCCACCCUGAGUGUUCUCUGCCACAAUUUUAA
Molecule: messenger RNA, 933 nt
Organism: Elaeis guineensis (African oil palm)
Lineage: Eukaryota; Viridiplantae; Streptophyta; Magnoliopsida; Arecales; Arecaceae
Product: probable xyloglucan endotransglucosylase/hydrolase protein 26
Biological process (GO): cell wall biogenesis; xyloglucan metabolic process
Cellular component (GO): apoplast; cell wall
Molecular function (GO): xyloglucan:xyloglucosyl transferase activity; hydrolase activity, hydrolyzing O-glycosyl compounds
Source: RefSeq, a predicted model, not a curated record